CCUAAUACUACUUUGUCACAUCAAAAUUAAGAUUUAACUACAUAGUUAUGUAAGUUUGUCGAACUCGUGGACUUUAAUAAACAAGUAUAGAAGUUAGCGAGCGAUGUUUGUUUACUAAAUACUGCAGUAUGUUUUCCCAACAUGCAUACACGAUAUGGUUCAAGUUUCUAGUGUUUCACUAAGUAAGACGUGAUGGAGGUUCUUAAAUUGGUCAUAAUCACCGUACAUCUAACAGGCAUCUUCUGCAAGAAGAAACACAAAGAUGCGUCAUCGGAAAGCAUAGAAAACAUACUGUACUACCAAGACUGCAACCACAAGCAGAAGCCUACUCCUCCUCCAGUCCUGCUGAAGGGUCCUCCUCCGCAGCCGGAGUGCAAGAUGUGCUGCACCAUGUGCUGCGGAGACCAGUGCGUGGACAGCCACCAGGUGAACCUGGGCAGGCAGGCAGCCAUGAACCACAUAGAGCCGAAAGGCAUUAUGCCCAUACAACCAGAUGUCAUGCCUCCGGGACAAAGAAGAAAGAAACCUAUAAUGUCUUUACCUCUCCGACCUCCCCUCCCCGGGAGGAGAGGUAUGGGUCCUAUGGCGUUCACGCGAGAAAACAUCAAGAGUCUGAUCUCUCAAGACGAGGACAUAAGGAAGAUACUGAAGGAUCUGGUGAGGGUGACGAUGCAGAAGGUGGACCUGAUGCAACUGAUGAGCAGCAAUAAACCGAACGGCGGAACCGCGAGGCCGGAGCGGGCUGCAGAUCUUAGUGAUUCUGAGAACGAUUUGUGAUUCAUAAAAUAUUAUUAUCGAAUAAAAAAAAAUAUUUUGCAAUUU
Maniola jurtina (meadow brown) is the source of this 822-nucleotide messenger RNA. RefSeq lists its product as uncharacterized. The coding region runs from base 193 to 777 and encodes 194 amino acids. Lineage: Eukaryota; Metazoa; Arthropoda; Insecta; Lepidoptera; Nymphalidae. The transcript has 3 exons. The record is from RefSeq and is a predicted model, not a curated record.